Molecule: messenger RNA, 2504 nt
Organism: Cercocebus atys (sooty mangabey)
Lineage: Eukaryota; Metazoa; Chordata; Mammalia; Primates; Cercopithecidae
Gene: SYT8
Product: synaptotagmin VIII
Exons: 6
Coding region: 463-2082 (539 amino acids)
Biological process (GO): regulation of dopamine secretion; regulation of calcium ion-dependent exocytosis; cellular response to calcium ion
Cellular component (GO): dense core granule; axon; synaptic vesicle membrane
Molecular function (GO): phosphatidylserine binding; clathrin binding; calcium-dependent phospholipid binding
Source: RefSeq, a predicted model, not a curated record
GUAGGGGCAAGGAAGUGAUGGGACCGCAGAGAUGAGACCCCCAGGGAUGAGAUGGGACCCCCCAGGCAGGGCCCAGGGUCCAGGACCCGGGAGAGAGAAGCAGGGAGGGAGAGGGCUUCCUGGUGGAGGAGGCAUCCUACAAUGGGGGCAAGGGUGCUCUGAGGGCCGGUGAAGGCAGGGACUAGGCUGCCCAGGCCCUGCCUGCUUGGCUGGGGCUGGGGGCUGUGGGGAGGUGGCCAGGAGGCUGGACCUGGGCAGCUAAACUGGAGCUUUGGCCAGGGUCCAGAGCCUCCCUCCCUCCAGCUUCCUGCCGUGCAGAGCCCUCGCCCCUGGCCACCCUAGGCUGCUUCCUUGCCCAGGCAGACCCAGCACUGGUUGCUGCCAGGCAGAGGGCUGGAGGGGCCGCCCUCCCAGCUGACUCAGCCUCCUGGGCCGCUUCCUCCAAACCAGCAGGGUGGAAAGAUGGGGCACCCACCAGACUCCCCUAGUGCCCUGGCCGCAGCUGGUACCACAGCUAUACCUGGGCUUAUUCCAGACCUCAUCGCCGGGACCCCCUGGCCCCGCUGGGCUGUCAUUGCAGGCGCCCUUGCCGCGGGCGUCCUCGUCGUCUCCUGCCUCCUCUGUGCUGCCUGCUGCUGCUGCCGCCGCCACAGGAAGAAGCCCAGGGACAAGGAGGCGGUGGGUCUGGGCAGUGCCCGUGGCACCACCACCCCCCACCUGGUGCAGCCUGAUGUGGAUAGCCUGGAGUCCAGUCUGGGGGACGCUCAGCAAUGGGGGCGCCUGCAGCUGUCCCUGGAGUACGACUUUGGAAGCCAGGAGAUCAGGGUGGGCCUGAGGCAGGCAGCCGACCUGAGGCCCGGGGGCACCAUGGACCCCUAUGCGCGGGUCAGCGUCUCCACCCAGUCCGGGCACAGACACGAGACAAAGGUGCACCGAGGCACGCUCUGCCCUGUGUUUGACGAGACCUGCUGCUUCCACAUCCCGCAGGCGGAGCUGCCGGGGACCACCCUGCAGGUGCAGCUUUUCAACUUCAAGCGCUUCUCGGGGCAUGAGCCCCUGGGUGAGCUCCGCCUGCCACUGGGCACCGUGGAUCUACAGCACGUUCUGGAGCACUGGUACCCGCUGGGUCCGCCGGCUGCCACUGAGCCCGAGCAGGUGGGAGAGCUGUGCUUCUCUCUCCGGUACGUGCCCAGCUCAGGCCGGCUGACCGUGGUGGUGCUGGAGGCUCGAGGCCUGCGUCCAGGACUGGCAGGUGAGGGUCACACCUGCCCAUGCUGGUGUACAGAGCGGGCGCUUGUGCUCGGCCCUGAGCCCUGGGAUGCCCCUUUGGCACCUCUUACCCUCCCAGAGCCCUACGUGAAGGUCCAGCUCAUGCUGAACCAGAGGAAGUGGAAGAAGAGAAAGACAGCCACCAGAAAGGGCACGGCUGCCCCCUACUUCAACGAGGCCUUCACCUUCCUGGUGCCCUUCAGUCAGGUCCAGGUGGGUCUCCGGGAGGCAGGGGCAGAGCGGGACCCAGUGCCGGACCACGACGACCACAGUCUUUCUCCUCCAACUCCGACACAUGCCCUGUCUCUGCACAGAAUGUGGACCUGGUGCUGGCCGUCUGGGACCGCGGCCUGCCGCUCCGGGCUGAGCCCGUGGGCAAGGUGCACCUGGGUGCCCGGGCCUCGGGGCAGCCCCUGCAACACUGGGCAGACAUGCUGGCCCACGCCCGGCGGCCCAUUGCCCAGUGGCACCCCCUGCAGCCAGCCAGGGAGGUGGACCGCGUGCUGGCCCUGCAGCCCCGCCUGCGCCUGCACCUGCCCUUGCCCCAUUCCUGAACGCGCCGCGUGCCUCGGUCUCCCCGCUGAGCCCAGGCACUUGCCCAGGCUGCCCUGCAGGACCACUGCAAUAAACGCCUUCUCCUGCCACUGUGUGUGCGGCUGUAGCCUGGAGGGGAUGCAGAAACAGGGCCUGGGUACACGCGCCAGGGCCCGGCUCCACUCACCAGGGCCCCCCACAAUGACAGGGGAGGGGCUCCUCUCCAGAGUCAGCCAGGCCCUGAGGCCUCUGACUGGUCCCUGCUGGACCCUCCAGUAGGGGUGGGAAACCUGCCCACGAGCACCGAUCCCCACCCCCGGGCCACGUGGGAAGACCUGGGAGGUGGGGGCCAGAGAGUCGGGACCACAUGGGAUGGGGCGAGCUAGAGCCAGCCCUGUAGGGACACAGUGGGCAGUGGUGUUUGGGGGCCGGUGAGCGUGGAGGGAGGACCCCCAGCACCUCAGAGACCAGCACUGCAGGGCCUUCCCCGCAUGAGCAGCAGGGGGCAGCAGAUGCCUUCGGAAGUUGCUGGGGCCUUUAGGGGCUCAGUCCUGGCCGGAUGCCCCUCCCAGGCCCCACACAUCUGGGCUGCCUUAGCGGCUGGAGCCUCCACGCUGCUGUUUCCUCUGAUCCUCCUCAUGGGGCUGCGAAGCCGGCAGGGCUGGGGCCAAGAGCCCCCACUCCGAGAGGGUGCCAAGUCA